AUGUCACUGGCAUCUGGUUUUGCUUUAAGCGACUCUUACCUGCCGCAGCGCCGCGGGAGAGACUCGCCGCUUGACCGUCUCCUCUACGUCGACAAAUCAAAAGACGAGCGGCGAAUGACGCAAUCCGCUCCCAAACACUGCAGGCCGCUCGCUCCGUUCGGAGCUGCCAUCGGGACCUUUGCCCAGAUGCGUAAGUGGUCAUGUGAUCACGGGCACUUAACGCCCUCCGGUGCUUCCUCGGGAACCGCUAAUGCCGCUGAUGAUAUGUGGAGAACUCGGUCGAGGAGCUGGACCGGCGGUAUGGAAGUCGUUUCUCAAGAGUUGGACUUCGCCCCCGAACUUCAAGACGGCCCUCGACCGUGGCUCGCCUCUAACAUGUUAACGAUAUUCGGACCGGUCACCGGAUCCCUCUCAGGGAAGGUCAAUCUCCCCUGCUUCUUCUCCAUCAUCCCGACCACGGCGCCACUGAUCGGUCCCAAGGGAACGGACGCUUACAGCAGAGAUUACCUCCGGAUCAAAUGGACCAAACUGGAUGGAGAAGUGGAGUCCACGGUGCUGGUGGCACAGAACGGCGUCAUCAAAAUCGGCUCAAGCUACAGGAACCGCGUCUCGGUGCCCAGUCACCCCGAGGACGUCGGCGACGCCUCGUUGACGAUGGUCAAGCUGCGGGCCAGCGACUCGGGCACUUAUCGAUGCGAGGUCAUGUACGGCAUCGAGGACACCCAGGAUACGGUUAACCUCGAUGUCAACGGUGUUGUGUUUCACUACCGGGAAAGCACCAGCAGAUACACGAUGAAUUACCAAAAUGCUGUCCAAACUUGCCGAAAUAUUGGAGCAACUAUUGCGACAUCUGACCAACUGAAAGCAGCUUAUGAGGAUGGCUUUGAUCAAUGUGAUGCCGGCUGGAUUGCUGACCAGACAGUGAGAUACCCAAUUACAAAGCCCAGGAAGGGCUGCUUUGGAAACCUACAGGCUAAACCUGGCGUUCGGUCGUACGGGACCAGGAAACCGACGAACACCUACGAUGUUUACUGCUACGCAGACAAACUCGAUGGUGAAGUGUACUAUGCUCCUGUGACCCGAAAGAUGACCUUUGAGGAGGCGAGUGCAGAAUGUAAGACGAGGGAUUCUGCGCUGGCAACCCCUGGCCAGCUCCACGCUGCCUGGCGACGCGGUCUGGACCAAUGUGACUACGGCUGGCUCUCCGACGGCAGCGUACGACACCCUGUCGCAAUACCCAGACUGCAGUGUGGGGGAGGCCUGCUCGGCGUCAGGACCAUGUACCGUCACCGAAAUCAGACCGGCUUCCCAGAACCAACGAGGAAGCUUGGAGUUUACUGCUUUAAAGGAGUUUACUCAUGUACAGACAAUAUUUGUCUCAAUGGAGGAUCUUGCUGCAAGAGAGGCAGCAUCUAUACAUGCAGCUGUGCUCCAGGUUACAGUGGUGAUCGGUGUGAAACAGAUUUUGACGAGUGCCAGUCAAACCCUUGCCGCAACGGAGGCACAUGUGUUGAUAGACUGGCUUCCUUUACAUGCGUGUGCCUCCCAAGCUACUCUGGGCUGUACUGUGAGGAGGAUACAGCAAUCUGUGACCAUGGCUGGCAUAAGUUCCAGGGCCACUGCUUCAAAUACUUCCCCCACAGAAGAAACUGGGACGCGGCUGAGAGAGAAUGCCGCAUGCAGGGGGCUCAUCUCAGCAGCAUCUUCUCCCACGAGGAACAAAAGUUUGUCAACCGUCUUGGACAGGACUACCAGUGGCUUGGCCUGAAUGAUAAAAUGUUUGACAGUGACUUCCGCUGGACUGACGGCAGUGCUGUGCAAUAUGAAAACUGGAGACCCAACCAGCCUGACAGCUUUUUCUCCUCUGGGGAGGAUUGUGUCGUGAUGAUAUGGCACGAGGACGGUCAGUGGAACGAUGUUCCUUGCAACUACUGCCUAACUUUCACUUGCAAAAAGGGCACAGUGGCCUGUAACCAACCCCCUCUGGUGGAGAAUGCAAAUACCUUUGGUAAAAAGCGUGAGAGGUAUGAGAUCAACUCGCUGGUGAGAUACCAGUGCCAGACAGGCUUUAUUCAGAGGCACGUCCCGACUAUUCGCUGUCGUGGGAACGGGCGAUGGGAUAGCCCGAAAAUCGCCUGCAUGCACCCGUCAAUCUAUCAGAGGACCUUUAUCAGAAAACAUCAACACGAUAGUCUCUACAGCAUCAACAACUUCAAGAGAUGGCCGGACGAGACCUUCCGCUUUCACCAGCAGCGCUACCGGGGAAGAAGAGACAGGACUGAGAACAAGCAGAAGAGGCCGUAAUGGCCAUGCAACAUGGCACAGAUGACGAGAACACAUGGCUAAUGCGUGUGUGGAAAGAGGAAAUGGAUUCCCCAAGGAAAAGCACAAGAAACUCAUCAAAGAAACCAAAAGAACAACCUGUAGUUUUCUGACAAUUUUGGAUGAGGAUGAGAUGUAGUGCCUUUUUAAAAGUUGUUGAAUGAUGAUUUUUCUUAUCAAUGGGCACAAUGCCGAUGUGGAUAACAUACUUUCAGCUGGCUACUGGGAAAGCAAAAAUGUACACUAAUUCUACUUUUUCAAAUAAUACAUCCAUGACUGUCUAAUACCUCUGUAGACCGACUCUGCUAUUCAACAUCACCAUAAGUGUUCCUUAAUCAUAGAAAAAAGCUAUGGGGAAAUGAUAGCGCUUACGUUAUGUAAAGGAAUCCAUGAUGUUGUCGUGCUGUUUUAAGCUGGACUUCAUUUUAAUGAGCAUGCAUGCAUAUAGAUUGAAGUCCUUACAUUUAACGAUGUUUGUUUUCUAUGGCAAGACAUCCAAGUUGUAGGAACACAAAUGGAAGCAUCGCUGGCAAUGAAUGAUCACACAAAGGACACCUAGUUAACAUUAUAUAUAUCACAUACUUACACUACUGUAAAUCUUUGUAAAUCAUAUUUGAUCCAGUCUUCAAACCUAAUCAGGAGGGUUUAUAAGUGUUGCUAUUAGUAGAAACUUCAUCAAAUUUCACCAAAUUACCACCCGCCAUUCGCUCCAGCUGUCAAUUGAUGUCAUCGGUGUCUUGUCAGGAUACGUUUUAAUGGCUAGAUUUCUAUGCAGAGAAUUUCUUUUGUGUGUUUUCUUUGCAUUUUAUUUGUAGAGUUUGCUCUGUAAGUACUUACCGACAAAGCCUUUAUCCACUGAUCCAAUUCCAUUAAUAUUUUCAAAUGAAAGAAGGGAGAUGUGGCUCAAGUAGCCAUGUAUUUUAUUAUGUAUGUUCAGUGCAAAACGUACAAUUAGUUGCUAAAGCAUGUUGACAAUAACUUCAUAAUUACACACCACAAGUGUUCUGCUACUAUCUGUUGCUGUUGUGCUGUAGACUGUGAUGGUUUUAUAGGGAAAGCUUUUUAUUCUGGACUUUUCUGUCAUUGUGGUCAUCUGAAAUCAGGCUUUGAGAGAAUGUAUUUUGUGAAACCCUCAAAAAGACUUGAACAUGAUGGCUGUUUUGUCACAGAUGCAUAUAAUUUAUUUUCAAGCUGCUCUUGUGCUCCAUACUUAUUUUAUACUUGAGGGUGAAAUAUGAUGCUGCCAUAUUUCCCAGGAGUGCUCCUUAUCUAUUUCUAUUGUAUGUUUAACAAGAAACCAGCCACAAUGACGGACUUUCUAAAUCGAAUGCAUUGAAGAUGAAAACUUGCCAAACAAUAUAAUCGAUUAAUUUGUCUUUUAACAUCUUUAAUGACAGAAAUUGGCCAAAGAAUAAGGAGGGCUCCAUCAGGCUGCACGACUGUUCUGUAACAUUAACAACAUCUUUGUACAUGGGAAUGGUUAUGCGUCUCGCCACCAAUUUUUUUUAAUGGAAAAAAACGUGUUUGUUUUUACUGCCUGUGAAUGUCUAUGUGUGCGCUUUAGUGUGUGCAUAUAAUAUAAUUUUAUAUUUAUAACUUUUAAUUUUACAAUGUGAAUGUCUGGGAUGUUUGUGAAUUUGUUUUAAAGAGAUCAAACUUGUUUUUCUUCUUUAAAUUACCAAAGAAAUAAAAUAAUAAAUAUAUGAAUAUUA
Pseudoliparis swirei is the source of this 4034-nucleotide messenger RNA. Its product is annotated as versican core protein-like. Gene Ontology annotation, biological process: cell adhesion. The record is from RefSeq and is a predicted model, not a curated record. Gene Ontology annotation, molecular function: calcium ion binding; hyaluronic acid binding. The coding region runs from base 1 to 2304 and encodes 767 amino acids. The transcript is spliced from 12 exons. Lineage: Eukaryota; Metazoa; Chordata; Actinopteri; Perciformes; Liparidae.